UUCGCUCCUUUGGUACAGAAGAUAGACCAACUGAUAGACCUAUACCACCUCGUGAUGAAGUCUUUGAGUAUAUUAUAUUCCGUGGCAGUGACAUUAAAGACCUAACUGUCUGUGAGCCACCAAAGCCUCAGUGUUCUUUGCCGCAGGACCCUGCUAUUGUUCAGUCUUCACUAGGAUCUUCAACUACAUCUUCAUUCCAGUCUGUGGGGUCCUAUGGUCCUUUUGGCAGAAUGCCUGCAUACAGUCAGUUUAGUCCAAGCCCGCUGGUGGGGCAGCAGUUCGGCGCUGUUGGAGUUGCAGGAGGUUCUUUAACAUCUUUUGGAACAGACUCUUCAGCCAGUGCUAACAUAUCCCAAAGCACUGCAGUUGGUUCUGCAUUUACAACAGAUGCAAGAUCACUGAAAACACAGAUGUCUCAAGGUCGUUCAAGCCCUCAGAUAGAUCAUUUGAGAAGGAGCCCCACCAUGGAACAAGCAGUACAAACAGCUUCAGCCCAUUUGCCUACUGCAGCACCAGUUGGGAGGCGAAGUCCUGUACCAGCCAGACCUUUGGUGUCUGCUAGCCAGAAAUCGUUAGAGAAUCAGGAGCACAGACGAGCCGAAGCACACAAGGUUUCAAGAUCAGAAAAUGAGCUCAGAAAUGAAAACAAACGACAAAUUGUUCCAGGUGGACCCUCAGCACGGAGAGGCCGUGGAGGUCACAGAGGGGGCCGAGGAAGAUUUGGUAUUAGGAGGGAUGGUCCGAUGAAGUUUGAGAAGGACUUUGACUUUGAAAGUGCAAAUGCACAAUUCAACAAGGAAGAAAUUGAUAGAGAAUUUCAUAAUAAACUUAAACUAAAAGAAGAUAAACUUGAGAAACCGGAGAAGCCUGUAAAUGGGGAAGACAAAGGUGACUCAGGUGUUGAUACCCAAAAUAGCGAAGGGAAUGCAGAUGAGGAAGAUCCGCUUGGACCCAACUGCUACUAUGACAAAACCAAAUCCUUCUUUGAUAACAUCUCCUGUGAUGACAAUAGAGAACGGCGACCCACCUGGGCUGAGGAAAGAAGAUUAAAUGCCGAGACCUUCGGAAUACCACUGCGUCCCAAUCGUGGCCGUGGAGGGUACAGAGGCAGAGGGGGGAUUGGCUUCCGAGGUGGAAGAGGACGAGGAGGUGGAAGAGGUGGCUUCACUGCCCCCCGAGGAUUUCGUGGCGGAUUCAGAGGAGGUCGUGGAGGCAGGGAGUUUGCUGACUUUGAAUAUAGGAAAGACAACAAAGUUGCUGCAUAGUCUACAAGACAGCUGAACCCGGGUGAGCGUCUAGAUCUUCUUGAUCCAGAGAAUUAGUUUCAAGUCUCUGCAACGAAUGAAGUUAAUUUGCUGUAUACUUGUCACCAGCACUGGGAUUUAACUAUUUAAUUUCAAAGGGGUGUAAUGCAGUUACUUUUGAAAAAUGGCCAUCUUUGAAAACAGUGAGCAUUAAAUAUAUUUGAGACAGAAGGAUAAGUAAUUUCUUAUGUAUAGUUAAUUAUAAAGCAGUACUUCGAUGGAGUUUAAGUAUUUUUUCAUCACUGAAAGGAUUUUUCUUAUUACUAAACUGUAUUUGAUAAUUGCUUCAAGUUGUAAGGACAAUUGUAUGCAGAAGGCCGUCGAUACUGUGAGUGUUUUGAUCCACUGAAGGUUGUUUUUUGGAAAUCCUGUAAUAUCCCUUUUGAGAUAGUUGUACUUUUAUCAACUAGGGUGCUGGACAGUAGAAAACUUGCUUUGUCAGUCAAAUAUGUACACACAGUAAAUACUGUUUCUUAGGCAAAGGAAACUUUUUAUAUAGUUGUAAAAUUCCAUUAUAUCCCAUUGCCAAAGAAACAAAUUACAGACUUUGUAUAGCUGUAUAAAAAGCAACUAAUUUUUUAAAGAAUAAACAUUUUUAAGUCGGCAAA
Molecule: messenger RNA, 1912 nt
Organism: Balearica regulorum gibbericeps (East African grey crowned-crane)
Lineage: Eukaryota; Metazoa; Chordata; Aves; Gruiformes; Gruidae
Source: RefSeq, a predicted model, not a curated record